AUGUGUCGUUUGUUAGUAUACAAGGGCAGCCAUGAGAUCCGUCUCAGCAAGCUCAUCACAGAGCCCAGCCAUUCAAUCUUAACACAGUCCUACGACUCCCGCUUGAGACUUGACAACCGCCGCCCCGUAAACGGCGACGGCUUCGGUGUAGGCUUCUACACCGACCCAAAACUCGGCCCAGAGCCCUGCAUAUUCACAUCAACCAUACCCGCCUGGAACUGCGAGAACCUCGAGCGUCUCGCCACAAAGACAUGCUCGAAUCUCAUCUUCGCGCACGUGCGCGCAACAACAGAAGGAACCCUCUCCGACACAAACUGCCACCCAUUCCAGCACAACACCCUCAUGUGGAUGCACAACGGCGGCAUCGGCGGCUGGCACUACAUCAAGCGCGCCCUCGCCGACUCACUAGCCGACAAGUGGUAUCUCGGCGUGAAGGGCGGGACGGACAGCGAGUGGGCCUUCGCGCUGUAUCUGGACCUCCUCGCGAAAGAGGGCGUUGAUCCGAGCUCUGAUCCUGGUCCUGAAGGGUUCGGGCAGGCACUGUUGCGCCGGGUGAUGGUGAAGACGAUAGCGAAGAUUAAUGAGUUUAUCCGUGAUAUCCCGAACAGGCAUAAUGUGCCAGAGGGGUUGGAGACCCGCAGUCUAUUGAAUUUUGCGGUUACGGAUGGCCAUACGGUUGUUUGUACGCGGUAUAUUAGUAGCAAGACAGACGAGCCUGCGAGUCUAUAUUUCUCGUCUGGCACGAAGUGGAAGGAGGGCAAGGUGAAGGGCCAUUUCAAGAUGGAGAGGCAUGAUAAGGGCGCCGAUAUUGUGUUGGUUGCCAGUGAACCGAUUACGUUUGAGAGACAUAACUGGGUCUCUGUCCCAGCCAACUCAGUCGUCACGAUCCACAAGCAAACAGUCCUUCUGCAUCCAAUCCUGGACGAGUUCUACAGCGAAGACUUGAACCACGACCGUUCGUCUUGUUAUGCCGUUUCAAAGGGUCUUGUUAGCACAGCGCCAGGGACUACCGUACAGCCGCAGGGCAUCGAUGCAGCUGCUACGCCUGAUAUAAGGGUUAGCGCUCCCGGGCUUGAGCCGGAGACUAAUGGGGGGAUGCCGAAGAGUCAGCUCGCGGCAGCGAACCAGUUUGCGUUGUCGCACUAA
This is a messenger RNA of Aspergillus puulaauensis, 1146 nucleotides long. Its product is annotated as glutamine amidotransferase subunit DUG3. NCBI's taxonomy places the organism in Eukaryota, Fungi, Ascomycota, Eurotiomycetes, Eurotiales, Aspergillaceae. Bases 1 to 1146 code for a protein of 381 amino acids. The record is from RefSeq and is a predicted model, not a curated record. The transcript has 4 exons.